AAAAUCACUAGACUAAAAAAACGAUACAAUACAAAGCAGCUGUGAGGAGGAAAAAACUAGCCGUACGUGAGUAUAAAGCGACAAAACCACCCAUUCAUCAGCUGAGACGCUGCUCGGCUGAACCACGUGACUUGCAGUGUCGCCGUGUUUCGCCGUGAGAUCUCGCUCCUCCCAGACAGGAAGUAGGAAUGUAAACACAAGGAGGUUAAAGGUUCUGGGACCGUUUUUUGUCGCUCCCCGUGUUUAAGGUCUGCACACUGAAGAAACAGCCCAGACGCGCGGUGUCUCCUGCAGAGAUCGCUUGGCCCGCGCGCUCCCUUCACGGACCCUCAAUUAAUGGGAAUAAUCAGAACUCUGGCUUUUAGUUUUGCUGUGGUUUGUCGGAGUCCCGUUAGAAACCAGAAUAAGAUAAUCAUGUCAAGGCAACUUCAUGCGCGCAGAACGGUCGGCGUGGACAAGAAUGUAUGGGUUGAAUUCACUCAGCUGGUAGCGAAGUACAAGGUGGUGAACCUCGGACAGGGGUUUCCUGACUUCUGUCCUCCUCAGUUUAUCCGCGACGCCUUCUGUGAAGCUGUGCAAGGUGGACCCUCCAUGCACCAGUACACGCGAGCGUUUGGUCACCCCCGUCUGGUCAAGAGUCUGGCAAAGGUGUUCAGUGGGAUAAUGCAGCAUGAGAUCGACCCCUUCGAGGACGUCCUGGUCACCGUUGGAGCGUAUGAGGCCCUGUUCUGUGCAGUUCAAGCGCUGAUCGAUGAAGGCGAUGAGGUCAUAAUUGUGGAGCCGUUCUUCGACUGCUACUACCCGAUGGUGAAGAUGACUGGAGCAAAAGCAGUAUAUGUCCCACUGAGGCCGAAACGUGAAGGCGGCGCCGCCCUGUCGAGUGGAGACUGGGUUCUCUCUGCCGAGGAGCUGGCCAGUAAAAUCACCCCGCGCACCAAAGCCAUCGUGAUAAACACUCCCAACAACCCGCUGGGAAAGGUGUACAAGACGGAGGAGCUGCGGGUGAUCGCCGACGCCUGCGUCAGGCACGACAUGCUGUGCAUCAGCGACGAGGUGUACGAGUGGCUGACCUACGACGGCGCCAAGCACGUGAAGAUAGCCAGCCUGCCGGGUAUGUGGGAACGCACCAUCACCAUCGGCAGCGCCGGGAAGACGUUUUGUGCAACCGGGUGGAAGGUCGGCUGGGCCAUCGGCUCCGGACACGUCAUGAAGCACCUGAAGACCGUCCACCAGAACAGCGUGUACCACUGCGCCACAGCCGCGCAGGAGGCCGUCGCCCGCGGGUUCGAGAGAGAACUGGAGGUGUUCGGGACGGCUCGGAGCUACCUCCAGCAGCUGCCCGCGGCCAUGAGCGCCAAGAGGGACAAGCUGGCGGCGUGUCUGCAGAGCGUGGGCCUGCAGCCCGUCAUGCCAGAGGGAGGCUUCUUUAUGAUUGUGGACAUCUCGUCCGUCGAGGCGAACUUCAGUGACGAGAGCUGUAAAGAUGAACCACAUGACUUCAGAUUUGUUAAAUGGCUAAUUAAGGAGAAGGGUUUGGGGACAAUCCCUGUUUCCGCAUUUUACAGUCCAGAGCACAGAGAGGAGUUUGAGAAGUACAUCAGGUUCUGCUUUGUUAAGGAGGACUCCACCCUGGACGCGGCAGCAGAUAUCCUGAGAAAAUGGAGCCAUAACGAUGACGUGGGAAUCGUCGGGAAUGAAGAAGAAGAAGGAGCCCUGGAAGUAAAUAAUCGUCACGUGUUGGUGCGUGGAAAAAUGUCGACCGGCGUCGCAGCGAAAAGACCCCAAAUAAUGUCCUCCCAGCCUGAAGAGAGAAUCGACUGGAAGAGAAAGAAAGCAGAAAUAAAGGAAUCUAAGAAGAAAAGGAAAGAGGCCAAACUGAUCAAACAGGUGGAAAAGCAGAAACAGCAAGAAGCUGCAGAGCAAGCAAAGCUUGAACAAAGGCCAAGCAAAACAGGUCGGGCUCACACAGUCAGCAUCGCGCUGCCGGGUUCUGUUCUGGACAACGCCCAGUCCACUGAACUUCGAACGUACCUGGCCGGACAGAUCGCUCGAGCCUGCGUUGUAUUUUCAAUUGAUGAGAUCAUUGUGUUCGAUGAACAAGGGGAGGAUGUCAAGAGCGUUGAAGGGGAAUUUAAAGGUGUUGGGAAGAAAGGACAUGCAUGUAUUCAACUUGCCAGAAUACUACAGUACCUGGAGUGUCCACAGUAUCUCCGCAAGUUCUUUUUCCCCAAACACCCAGAUUUACAAUAUGCAGGUCUGCUUAACCCUUUAGACAGUCCUCACCACAUGAGGAUAGACGAAGAAUCAGAGUACCGGGAAGGAAUCGUUCUUGAAAGGCCGACCAAACAAGGGAAAGGUUCAUUAGUGAACUGUGGAAUGAGGAAGGAUGUACGGAUUGAUAAACAGCUGCAGGCUGGACUCCGAGUUACGGUGCAGCUUAACGAGACACAGAAUCAAGAGAGUAAAAUGUAUAAAGGCGUGGUGGUGGCUCCUCACGUGCCCAGGACUGAAGGGGGUCUCUACUGGGGUUACAGCGUCCGCCUGGCCUCUUGUCUCAGUGCAGUAUUCACAGAAAGCCCGUAUAAGGAAGGAUACGACCUGACGAUAGGCACAUCAGAGAGAGGCAGCAACGUGGACCAAUCAGUACUGUCGCCAUUCAAACAUCUUUUGGUGGUUUUUGGAGGCCUUCAGGGAUUAGAGGCUAGUGUGGACACGGACCAAAACCUGGAUGUGUCCGACCCCAGUGUUUUAUUUGAUCUUUACCUAAACACCUGCCCUGGUCAGGGCAGCAGAACCAUUCGCACAGAGGAGGCCAUCUUAAUUUCUAUGGCAACACUGAGACAGAAGAUUAGGGAUGCCUUUUCAGAUGUUUCCAGUAGUUCUUAGUGAAGGAGAAAUGGUCAAAUGGAAUUUACUGUGAAGAUCCAUCAUUUCAACAAUUUGAACUUUUCACCUCAUCUAUAAGACACACCAAUAUGCAGAGGGUUGUUGGUAUCAUUUCCUUUUCUUAAACAUUGUUUAUUCGGUCCUUUUUCUGAAUAACCCAACAAAUUGAACAUAUUUAAUUAUAAAUACACGCCACAGGUUUCAAA
Messenger RNA from Betta splendens (Siamese fighting fish), 3092 nucleotides. Its product is annotated as kynurenine--oxoglutarate transaminase 3. The record is from RefSeq and is a predicted model, not a curated record. NCBI's taxonomy places the organism in Eukaryota, Metazoa, Chordata, Actinopteri, Anabantiformes, Osphronemidae. The coding region runs from base 337 to 2886 and encodes 849 amino acids. The transcript has 26 exons. Gene Ontology annotation, molecular function: pyridoxal phosphate binding; L-kynurenine:2-oxoglutarate transaminase activity. Gene Ontology annotation, biological process: biosynthetic process. Gene Ontology annotation, cellular component: mitochondrion; cytoplasm.